AUGAAACGGUUUACUAGUAUUCGCAGAGAUAAACGGAAAUCCGCAGACAUGGCGUCCCCCCAGGUCUCGGCCGCCCCAUCGAGGCAGACGACGAUGGCUAGCAUAGCUAGCGACGAGGCUGUUCCCGAGACGGAUCCGAACACCACCGCCGGCCUCCUCACCGAGAGGCUGCAGGCGUGGAAGCAUGCCGUCGUCUACCUGGAGGAGUACAUGGAGGCCGUCGAGAAGAUCCACAAGGCGCAGGCAAAGGAGUAUGAACGGGUGUUGAAGGUGCAUUUGGCUCUCAUCAACACCAACCUCGAAACCGAAAAGAACAUCAAGGGCUCAGCCCUGCCGAUCGUCGAGCGCUUGCAUAAGGAGAUCAAGCACAAGGCUAAGGAGCUGGCCCACGGCGCCGAGAAGAGCGCCAAGGAGGUCGAGAAGGCGCGCAACACCACCCAGAAGCACAUCGAGCUGCUCGGCCAGCACACGGCCUCGUUCGAAGCCACCGGCGGCAAGCACAACCCCUCGGAGACCCACACUCGAGACUUCGAGCGCCACAUCAUCAGUGUGCACAGCCAUGAGACUCACGGUUUCACGGUGGCCAGGCUCAAGGCAGGCUGCACAGACAUGCUGGGGGCGGCGCAGAGCGUGCCGCUCGACUUCGAGUGGAAGGCGUUCGUCAAGCGGUCGGCUGACAAGCUCAUCAACGCGUCGGACCCACCACGGACGGUGGAGGCGAUCCAGUUCCCCAACAUGGGCCACCCAUCGACCAAGCCACUCCUCGAGGGCUCGCUAGAACGCAAGAGCCGCAACAAGCUCUCAUGGGGCUACACGACGGGCUACUACGUCAUCACCCCCUGCAAGUUCCUGCACGAGUUCAAGGACGACGACAACGUGCGGCGCGACCCCGUCCCAGAGCUAUCCAUCUACCUACCCGACGCCGUCAUCGGCGCCCCCAGCGGCGACAAGUUCAACGUCAAGGGCAAGGACCGCUCCGGCGGCAUGGGCGGCCGCCUCGCCGGCACCUCGGAGCUUGCCUUCAAGGCCCACUCCCCCGCCGAGGCCGAGAAGUGGUUCAACGUCAUCCGCGGCGCCGCCGGCGCCACGGGGCCCGCCUCCGCCCUGUCCAGCCCCACCAGCCCAACCAGCCCCGCCGGCAGCAUGAGCCUGGCCGCCGCCUCUGCGUCCGGCGGUUCCGGGUCGUCCGAGAAGCCCAAGCCGGUCGUGGCGGUCCCAGCGGGCAGCAUCCCGCCCUCGCCGCAGGAGACGGGCAUCACGGGGGGUGAGACCGUGGCGAGCCCCGUUGCGGUGGCUUCGCCUGUUGCCGGCAGUGGUGCGGCUACGCCUGUGUCGGCAACUGGCGCGUCCAUCGAUAAGAAGGCGAGUGCGGAUGUCCCUGCUACUGCUGCUGCUCCGGCUGAGUAG
Molecule: messenger RNA, 1407 nt
Organism: Chaetomium globosum CBS 148.51
Lineage: Eukaryota; Fungi; Ascomycota; Sordariomycetes; Sordariales; Chaetomiaceae
Exons: 4
Coding region: 1-1407 (468 amino acids)
Source: RefSeq, a predicted model, not a curated record